Lipotes vexillifer (Yangtze River dolphin) is the source of this 902-nucleotide messenger RNA. It is a transcript of the gene SC5D, whose product is annotated as sterol-C5-desaturase. The record is from RefSeq and is a predicted model, not a curated record. Gene Ontology annotation, molecular function: oxidoreductase activity; iron ion binding. The transcript is spliced from 4 exons. Gene Ontology annotation, biological process: lipid biosynthetic process. The coding region runs from base 3 to 902 and encodes 299 amino acids. NCBI's taxonomy places the organism in Eukaryota, Metazoa, Chordata, Mammalia, Artiodactyla, Lipotidae.
AGAUGGAUCUUGUACUCAAUGCUGCAGAUUAUUAUUUUUUUACACCAUACGUAUAUCCAGCCACAUGGCCAGAGGACAGCAUCUUCCGACAAGCUGCCAGUCUCCUGAUUAUAACAAAUCUCGGUGCUUAUAUCCUUUAUUUCUUAUUCGCAACGCUGAGUUAUUAUUUUGUCUAUGAUCAUUCAUUAAUGAAACACCCACAAUUUUUAAAGAACCAAGUCUAUCGAGAGAUUAUGCAUUCUGUCCAGUCAAUGCCAUGGAUAAGCAUCCCCACGGUCUCAGUGUUCCUGCUAGAGGUGAGAGGUUACAGCAAACUGUAUGACAGCAUAGAGGAGUUUCCAUACGGCUGGUUUCGAUUCAUUGCUAGUGUACUGUCCUUUCUCUUUUUCACUGACAUGCUGAUCUACUGGAUUCACAGAGGCCUUCAUCAUAGACUUGUAUAUAAGCACUUACACAAACCUCAUCAUAUCUGGAAGAUUCCAACUCCAUUUGCAAGUCAUGCUUUUCAUCCUCUGGAUGGCUUCCUUCAGGGUCUACCUUACCACAUAUACCCAUUUAUCUUCCCAUUACACAAGGUAGUUUAUUUAGGUUUGUACGUCUUGGUCAAUAUCUGGACAAUUUCUAUUCAUGAUGGUGAUUUUCGUGUUCCCCAUAUCUUCAGGCCAUUUAUUAAUGGCUCAGCUCAUCAUACAGACCACCACAUGCUCUUUGACUAUAACUAUGGACAGUAUUUCACAUUGUGGGAUAGAAUUGGAGGCUCAUUCAAAAAUCCCUCCUCCUUUGAAGGGAACGGACCACUUAAUUAUGUGAAGAAGAUGAUAGAAGAAAAGCGCAACAGCCAUGCAGUAAGUGGUUGUAAAAAUGAAAAAUUAUUCAAUGGAGAGUUUACAAAGACUGAGUAG